AGUGCAAAUUAAAAACAGUGUGCCAAACGUCAUGCUGGUUUGCAAUUUUCGUUGUUUGAUUCAAAGUGUUCAUAAAAAAAAUUGGAUUGUUCGCUAUUGGAUAUAUUUGUGUUAAUUUUUACAAUAUUGUUCUUGCCAAACGAACCAGAUUUGCUGAUGAUUUCACGGCCGGAUUUGUCGAUUGAUUUUGAUAUUCAACACACUCAAAAUGUCACUUCUGAAGGAAUCCAAAUUUGAGCUAAGCGACACCAGUUUUGUGCACAAAAACGAUCAAGUGCAACAAACAUGUCAAAAAUUGUAUUUGGAUUCACGGACAGCGGACGUUCACUUUGUAUUCGACUUGGACAGCGAUCAUCCGGAGAAAGUACCAGCGCACAAAAACAUUCUGUCAAUCAGAAGCCCAGUGUUCGAUACGAUGUUCUACGGUUCACUGCCAGAGAAGGACGAUAUUCCGAUUGUCGAUGCAUCCGCGGCAGCCUUCAAAGUGUUUUUGCAACAUUUUUACAUGGAUCAAGUCCAAUUGACGUCCAAACACAUCGUUGAAGUGAUGAACCUUUGCAAAAAAUACGAAGUCACCGAUGGUUUAGCAGCAUGUGAAGCUUCAAUGGAGAAAUCAUUAUCAUAUGAUGACAUUUGUUGGGGCUAUGCUGUUGCCUUACACCUUGAACUCGAGCAUUUAACCGAAUAUUGUGAAGACAUCAUUGAAAAUCAUUACGAUGAGGUAUUGAAAACCCAAAGUAUUUUGGACUGUGAUAAAAAUCUGUUCACUAAAAUACUAUCCAAAAUGUGCAAGGAAAUCUUCGGUCCUGGAAUAUAUAUUGUGGUUGCAUACAUGGAAUGGGCCAAAGCCGAAUGUUUGCGAAAUAAUUUAGAUGUAAAUUCACAAAAUCUACGAACACAACUAGGUGAUUUAUAUGACCAAAUUCCUUUUGAUAGAUUGGAUUCGGAAGAAUUCCAUUUAUUUGUUGCCACAUACCGUGGAUUUUUUUCCAUUGAAGAACUUGAAUCACUUAUUGAAAAACAAAUUCCGUAUAGAAAAGCAAAUCCUUUCAAUAGAAUGUAUUUACCAAUAUGUGAUCGACAAUUGAAUGAUGAUGAUUCAAAUGGUGAAGUUACAAAAUUUUCCAACAUGACCACAUCGUUUAUUUCAAACAAACCAGUUCUUCUGAAAGAGUUUCAUGUGAAUUUAAAGGAUGUUUCUCGUUUGGCUUCUCAUUAUGCAUAUCAAAUACAUUCUCAAGAUAAAAAAUUAAUAUUUAAGGGUGAUGCAUGGAUUCUUGGACGAAGUGCCAUUUUAAAGUGUAUUUUACGUAAAGCGAUUUAUAUCGAAGCUAACGAAAAAUAUAAAAUUGAAGUAAAAAUCGAAGAUGAAGAUGAUUUUUAUAUAAAAAAGCAACUCAAAGAUGAGGUUCUAUUGGAAAAUGAUGUAAAAGUCACGUUUGAAGGCGAUUUUAUAUCGUGUCUUGUUUUUGAAAAAGAGCAAAAAUGGUCCAUCCCAAAAAUUAUAUUUUGAUUAGGGUAUAUAUGUACAUUUUUACUGAACUCAAAACCAAUCUAAGAAAAAAUCGACUAAAAGUCAAUAAUUUAAAGAUCAUAAUUUUCCCAAGUAUUAAUUCAGAUUACAUCUAUAACUCAGGUUAGAUCGUAAAAACAAUCAUUUGUACGUAAGUUGUAAUGAAUAAAUAGAAACCACAUUCUUAACUUUUUUCCUA
This is a messenger RNA of Sitodiplosis mosellana (orange wheat blossom midge), 1712 nucleotides long. Its product is annotated as BTB/POZ domain-containing protein 6-A-like. The transcript is spliced from 2 exons. The record is from RefSeq and is a predicted model, not a curated record. Gene Ontology annotation, molecular function: protein binding. Bases 209 to 1513 code for a protein of 434 amino acids. Lineage: Eukaryota; Metazoa; Arthropoda; Insecta; Diptera; Cecidomyiidae.